Terrapene triunguis (Three-toed box turtle) is the source of this 1816-nucleotide messenger RNA. It is a transcript of the gene COPG2, whose product is annotated as coatomer protein complex subunit gamma 2. The transcript is spliced from 14 exons. Gene Ontology annotation, biological process: organelle transport along microtubule; intra-Golgi vesicle-mediated transport; protein secretion. NCBI's taxonomy places the organism in Eukaryota, Metazoa, Chordata, Testudines, Emydidae. The record is from RefSeq and is a predicted model, not a curated record. Gene Ontology annotation, molecular function: structural molecule activity. Bases 52 to 1494 code for a protein of 480 amino acids. Gene Ontology annotation, cellular component: endoplasmic reticulum; COPI vesicle coat; Golgi membrane.
GGCUCCGGCGGUUGCUCACGGCUCUGAGGGAAGCGCGCGGGCGGCCCCGAGAUGAUUAAGAAGUUCGACAAGAAGGACGAGGAGACCGGUAGUGGCUCCAAUCCCUUCCAGCAUUUGGAGAAGAGUGCUGUCCUUCAAGAGGCUCGCAUCUUUAAUGAGACUCCCAUAAAUCCACGAAGAUGUCUGCAUAUACUUACCAAGAUCCUUUACUUACUGAACCAGGGUGAACAUUUCGGAACUACUGAAGCCACAGAAGCAUUCUUUGCAAUGACCAGAUUAUUUCAGUCUAAUGAUACUUCUGGCUACAGAUUGAACACCUUUCCUACCCCUUUGUUUUCUCAUCCAGCUGCUGUGAGUGCAUUAGCGAAGUUUGGGGCCCAGAAUGAGAGCCUUCUUCCAAGCAUCCUGGUGCUUUUGCAGAGGUGUAUGAUGGACAGCGAUGAUGAAGUUCGUGACAGAGCAACAUUCUACCUAAACGUGCUGCAGCAGAGACAGAUUGCACUGAACGCUGCCUAUAUCUUUAAUGGAUUGACAGUCUCCGUUCCUGGGAUGGAGAAGGCCCUGCACCAGUACACACUUGAGCCUUCUGACAAGCCUUUUGACAUGAAGACAGUUCCAUUAGCUACUGCACCAAUCUUUGAACAGAAAGCAGAAAUUGCACUAGUGGCCAGCAAGCCUGAGAAAAUUGCUCCGUCCCGCCACGACAUAUUCCAAGAGCAACUGGCUGCCAUUCCCGAAUUUAAAAGCUUGGGUCCCUUAUUCAAGUCAUCUGAGCCAGUUCAGCUUACAGAGGCAGAAACAGAAUACUUUGUUUGCUGUACGAAGCACGUGUUCACUAAUCAUAUGGUUUUCCAGUUCGACUGCACAAACACCCUAAAUGACCAGUUACUAGAGAGGGUCACUGUGCAGAUGGAACCGUCGGAUGCUUACGAUGUGAUUCGCUCUAUCCCAGCAGCCAGCCUUUCUUACAACCAGCCGGGCAUGUGUUACACUCUCGUCCGACUGCCCCAGGAUGAUCCCACUGCAGUCGCUUGUACUUUCAGCUGCACAAUGAAAUUUACAGUCCGAGACUGCAACCCAAACACAGGGGUGCCAGAGGAUGAUGGCUAUGACGAUGAAUAUGUGCUGGAAGAUCUGGAGGUAACCGUGUCAGAUCAUAUUCAGAAGGUCCUAAAGCCCAACUUCGCAGCUGCCUGGGAAGAAGUAGGCGAUGACUUUGAGAAAGAGGAAACCUUUGCUCUCAGUUCAAUUAAAACCCUUGAUGAAGCUGUCGGUAACAUCAUCAAGUUCCUGGGCAUGCAGCCAUGUGAGAGGUCCGAUAAAGUGCCAGAGAACAAAAAUUCCCACACGCUGUAUCUAGCUGGUGUGUACAGAGGUGGCUAUGAUGUGCUGGUGAGAUCCAGGCUGGCAUUAGGAGAUGGAGUGACCAUGCAGGUGACUGUCAGGAGCAAGGAUGAAACACCAGUAGAUGUCAUCUUGGCCUCUGUAGGCUAAGUCAUGCUAUUUUUAAUACCUGCAGGGGAAUUUCACCUCAAGGAUCUCAAACAGCCUGACUCUGUCCUGUCUGACCUUCUGCAUGGAGUUUUUAUUCUUUGUCAUUUUGUAUGAGGUUGCAGUAAUGGCAGCUCUGGCUCGUCUCUGUAACAUACACUUAAUGCUGGGUCUCACCCCCACCCUGGUCAUCAGUUAUAUGUUCCUCUGACUGAUUGCAACUGUGGACCUUACAAGACUUGGUAGGGGAUAAAAACAAACUGGAAUCAGACUUUUGUCAAAACAGAUUUUUAUUAACAGAAAAUAAACAUUGAUCAUUCCAGUU